Molecule: messenger RNA, 858 nt
Organism: Gilbertella persicaria
Lineage: Eukaryota; Fungi; Mucoromycota; Mucoromycetes; Mucorales; Choanephoraceae
Product: restriction endonuclease type II-like protein
Exons: 1
Coding region: 1-858 (285 amino acids)
Biological process (GO): meiotic mismatch repair; mitotic recombination; nucleotide-excision repair
Cellular component (GO): nucleotide-excision repair factor 1 complex; nucleus; ERCC4-ERCC1 complex
Molecular function (GO): single-stranded DNA binding; damaged DNA binding
Source: RefSeq, a predicted model, not a curated record
AUGUCAAGAGAUAAGCCCUCUUGGAAUAUACCUUCUUUUGAAGACAUAGAAAAACAAAAAGCGCAACAGUCAAAACAGCCCCUUUCUUUUUUUAAAGCAAAGCGCACUUUAGCAGAGUCCAGUUUAGAAGAUCCAAAAACACAAGCACCAAGCCCUCAACCACAACAACAAAGACCUCCCGCUUCAACACCAAGCCGCACACAACCUUCCCACACAAACAUACGUCGAUCUACAGCCAAUAGUAUUCUCGUUAAUCCUACACAACAAAAGAACCCUAUUUUAAAACAUGUUCAUAACGUGCCUUGGGAGCCUUCCGAUGCUAUCAAAAUGGAUUAUGUGGUUGGCCAAACAACCGGCGUCAUUUAUCUCAGCUUAAGAUAUCAUCGUCUUUAUCCCAGCUACAUUUAUGACAGGCUCAAUGCUGUCAAAAACUUGUAUGUGUGUCGUAUCUUGCUUGUUUAUGUGGAUGUAGAAAACUAUCAUGACGCCAUACGAGAAAUCAAUCGAAUUGCUAUCUUGAGUGAUUUUACCUUGAUGCUUGCCUGGAGUCCAGAAGAAGCAGGACGGUAUUUAGAAACCUAUAAAGCAUUAGAGAACCGAGCACCUGACUUGAUCAAGGAAAGGGUGGAGGAUGAAUAUUUAGCCAAGAUCACAGAUUGUUUGACGCAGAUACGUAGUGUCAACAAGACGGAUGUAUUGACACUUCUGUCUACUUUUGGGUCUCUUAAACAGAUCAGUGAAGCGACUACAGACCAAUUGGCAAUGUGCCCAGGAUUUGGUGAGCAAAAAGUAAAGCGAAUUCAACAGGUGUGGAAGCAGCCUUUUUUGGCAAAUAGUAAGAAACAGAAAAGAAAAUGA